UCAGAAAAACAAUAUAGGAGUCCUUGGCUCCUGAGUUAGGUUCUAUCAUUUCUAUGCCAGGUUUUACUUCUCUGACUUCUUGCAAAGCUUUUUCCUCACCAAGCAAAUAAGCCAAAUAAAUCCUUUGAAUCCAAGGUAACCCAUCUCAAUAGUCUCCAAGAUUCAAGCUUUUCUAUGUUUUAUUUUAUAGUCCCAUUGAUUUAAACUCAAUGCUUCCAUUAUUUCUUCGAAUCAUUGUUAUCAUUUUACAAGAUUAUCAUGCCUGGAUCUGGUUAGAAAGUUGGGUUUUUUUUAUCUUAAGUACAGUGCUGGUAUCGUUCAGUUAUUUAUUGUAUUAAUUUGGUUUUCGGGUUUGUUGUUUGGUACUUAAAUUCAUUGUUUUCAGCUUGAAAGGUAGGAUCUUUGGGUGCAAAAUAUAUAUAUUUUUUUGCAUUUGGGCAUUCAGCUUGGUUUUUAGAUAAGAAACAGCAGUGGUUUGUUUAGGGUUUCGAGAAUUAAUAGCUAUGGAUGGUUUUGAGGAAUUAUCUGCCUGGUACUUGAAUUCAUUGUGAAAGCUAGGAUCUUUGGGUGUUAAGCUUGGCUUUUAGAUAAACACAACAUUGGGUUUCUUAGAGUUUUGAGGAUUAAUAGCUAUGGAUGCUGUGGGGGAAUCAUCUGAAGUAUCCAGUUCCCAGUUGAUGAAAAAUGGGACUUUUCGUGAUGAGGAGAGUUGUCCUAAACAAGUAUCACCCAUUAGGGGUGGUGGGUCAAGGAAUACAAGCCCUUUGGGUCGUGUAGGGUCAAGGAACACUAGCCCCUCUAGGCAGAAGGUGAUAAAAACCAAACCACGGGGUUUAGAUGAGGAAACAGUUGCUACAUUCGGUAAGGCGGUUCAUCCUGAUGUUCAAAUGGAAGAUAACAUAUGGGCAAUGUUGCCUGAGGACUUAUUGAAUGAGAUUUUGGCAAGGGUUCCUCCAUUUAUGAUAUUUCGGCUUCGUUCAGUUUGUAAAAGAUGGAACUCAAUACUUCAAGAUAAUAGUUUUCUUAAGUUUCACUCACAAGUGCCAUCUCACGGGCCUUGUCUACUUACAUUUUGGAAGAACUCACAGACUCCACAAUGUUCUGUAUUUAGCUUGCCUUUAAAAACAUGGUAUAGAAUACCAUUCAAUUUUUUGCCUCAGUGGGCCUUCUGGUUGGUUGGCUCUUCAGGCGGUCUAGUUUGCUUUUCUGGACUUGAUGGUCUAACUUUCAAAACUUUAGUAUGUAAUCCUCUUACACAAACUUGGAGAACAUUGCCAAGCAUGAACUAUAACCAGCAAAGACAGUUGAUUAUGGUUGUGGAUCGAACAGAAAAAUCGUUUAAAGUUAUAGCCACUAGUGAUAUUUAUGGUGAUAAGUCGCUGCCUACUGAAGUCUAUGAUUCGAAGAUUGAUAAGUGGACAGUCCACCAGAUAAUGCCUGCAGUUAAUCUUUGCUCCUCAAAGAUGGCAUAUUGUGACUCCAGGUUGUAUUUGGAAACCCUUUCACCACUUGGCUUGAUGAUGUAUCGGCUGGACUCAGGAUAUUGGGAGCAUAUCCCAGCAAAGUUCCCAAGAUCUUUGUUGGAUGGCUAUUUGGUUGCUGGGACACAGAAGCGCCUGUUUCUGGUUGGAAGAAUCGGUCUUUAUAGUACCCUACAGAGUAUGAGAAUUUGGGAAUUGGAUCAUGGUAAGAUUAUGUGGGUGGAGAUAAGUAGAAUGCCACCAAAGUAUUUUCGAGCUUUGUUGAGGCUAUCAGCUGAGAGGUUUGAGUGCUUUGGACAGGAUAAUCUUAUAUGCUUCACAUCUUGGAACCAAGGGAAGGGCCUCCUUUAUGAUGUGGAUAAGAAGGUUUGGUCUUGGAUUGCUGGCUGUGCUCUUCAGUCAUACAAUAGUCAGGUUUGCUUCUAUGAGCCAAGAUUUGAUGCCUCUGUCCACUGCGCUGGAAAAUUUGCCUCAAGAGAUUUGUGGUCAUGAGCUGUUGAGAGAUCAACAUGUGGCAACAAAGUCCUCUUUCUUUGAAAGCAAGGAAUGAUUUCUUCUUUUACACCAUCCUUUUUCCCCCAUCCUGCACAUAUUUGACUGGAGUUACUCCUCACUUGUUGGGGGAUUAAGCAUUAAAUGGUCCUUGCUACUGCAUUAGCAUCUUGGGCAUAUCCCUUUGAAGCUGUUUCUAACACCAAGAUUUUUUAGGCAAUUGGUGAUAUCAUUCUAUACUGGGACUCGAUGAUGCACAUUUACACCGGGCAGAGUUGUAUUUUGAUGACUAAAUGAGGGCUGGGCUUCUUGCGUGUAUAUCAUAAGACUGGCUUUUGGGCAAGAACUAUUGAAGGUUGCCAACUAGUAUAUGCUCAUAGCAUUCGUCUGGUUUCUAUUGGUGAAGCAGUUUCAUCUACAACUACAUUGACCAAUUGGGUUGAAUGAAUAAUGUAUUGAUUUCUUUUCAGCAUGGUUGCUGCAGAGGAAGGUAGGUAAGAUUCCCUUCAUACCUCCUAUGUAAGACAACAAAUGUUGGAUUGCAAGUGAGAAUGAAAUUUUGAAUCUGGUGCUAGAGUGGCUGUAUUGAGUAUUUGCUGACAACAGUUGCCAUCGACCAGUGACAGGUUAUGGGCUAAAUAAAUCACAGAAGGUUGCUAAUUGUUAUAUCCAGCUCCUGGGGAAUACAUAUUUGGAAUUUCUAUCAUUAUGGAAAGUUAUAUUCAGAUUGGAUGAUUAGUUAACGAUGCUUCUAACUUGAGAACAUUUUUCUUUUUGGAGAGAACUGUUGUCUGUUGUAAUAGGAUAAUGAUUGCUUUGCUGGUGGGCAACUACCAAAGCCCCGUUGUUGCUGCUGUGAAUCGAACAUUUUUUUGAAUAAUAGUGAGGAACAUUUUACUGAGGAUUGUGGUUGAACUAUAUCUAGAAGGAUUUUGUCUGACCAUGUGAAAGGAUAGGUAUUUGAUUCAAAGAAGCUGAUAGGUUUCUUUUUGGUUACAAACCAAUAGGUUCUCAUUAAUCAGAAUGUCAGUGAGCUGAAUGAGAUGGCUAAUGUACCUAGUUGGUCUGCUUAGCUUCUGUUGCUGCUUUUACCAUUAGAUAGAGACUAGGAUGCAGCUCUGAAGUGUUCUCACUCCAACUUUUGGACUUGUGGGGUUGAACAUUUUUUAAAGUACUAGAACUAAAUGAUUCUGUUGUGGCUUCUGUUUAUUUGCUAUACCUCAUUUUGAAACAUCUUUGGACUUUUAGGACUAUGAUUGUUGUAAAGCUAGUCUUGGCUAUUAAACAUUCUGAUUUCAGGCAUGCUGGCAUUAAAUGUACGUGUUGAAGGAUUCACCUGAGAAGUAGUGGAAAUAUGAAACAGAUAUUCUAUAGAAUUUCGAGAGGACUCCAUAAACCAUUGAUCAUCCUCUCUCCUCUUUCCCAGUGCUUUCAAGAUUUCAAUCCUUUUCUCCUUUCUAUUUAUCUCUAUAGAAGUUACUAAUGGAGUUAGUGGGUGAACU
Molecule: messenger RNA, 3475 nt
Organism: Theobroma umbraticum
Lineage: Eukaryota; Viridiplantae; Streptophyta; Magnoliopsida; Malvales; Malvaceae
Product: Galactose oxidase/kelch repeat superfamily protein
Molecular function (GO): protein binding
Source: RefSeq, a predicted model, not a curated record